Euleptes europaea (tarantolino) is the source of this 1294-nucleotide messenger RNA. RefSeq names its product phosphatidylinositol-5-phosphate 4-kinase type 2 gamma (gene PIP4K2C). Lineage: Eukaryota; Metazoa; Chordata; Lepidosauria; Squamata; Sphaerodactylidae. Bases 7 to 1218 code for a protein of 403 amino acids. Gene Ontology annotation, biological process: phosphatidylinositol metabolic process. The record is from RefSeq and is a predicted model, not a curated record. The transcript has 10 exons. Gene Ontology annotation, molecular function: phosphatidylinositol kinase activity.
GCGGCCAUGGCAGCCUCGGUGGGGCCGGGGACCCGCACCAAGACCAAGAAGAAGCACUUCGUGCCGCAGCGGGUGAAGGUGCUGAGGUCGGCCGACCCGCUGCUGGGCGUGCUGGGCUGGGGCAUCAACCACCAGGUCAACGAGCUGAGCCAGGUGCCCCAGCCGGUGAUGCUGCUCCCCGAUGACUUCAAAGCCAGCUCCAAAAUAAAAGUGAACAAUCAUCUCUUCAACAGGGAGAACUUGCCCAGCCAUUUCAAGUUCAAGGAGUACUGCCCGCAGGUCUUCCGCAAUCUCCGCGAGCGCUUCAACAUUGAUGACCUGGAUUAUCAGGUUUCGAUGACACGUAGCCCCCCCACCUACGAGACCGAGGGUGGCGGGGGGCGCUUCCUCAUGUCUUACGAUAAGACGUUGGUGAUAAAAGUGAUCUCCAGUGAAGACGUGGCCGACGUGCACAGUCUCCUCUCGCAUUACCACCAGUAUAUUGUGAAAUGUCACGGGACCACCCUCCUGCCCCAGUUCCUAGGGAUGUACCGGGUCAGCGUGGACAACGAGGAGAGCUACAUCCUGGUCAUGAGGAACAUGUUCAGCCACAGGCUCACCGUGCACCGGAAGUACGAUCUGAAGGGCUCGUUGGUAUCCCGCGAAGCUAGUGAUAAAGAGAAGGUCAAGGAUCUACCCACACUGAAAGACAUUGACUUUCUAAACAUGAACCAGAAGGUGUACGUCAGUGAAGAAGCCAAGAAGGACUUCAUGGAGAAGCUGAAGCGGGAUGUGGAGUUCCUAGUGCAGCUGAAGAUCAUGGACUACAGCCUUCUCUUGGGGAUCCACGACGUGCAGCGAGCCGAGCAAGAGGAAGACGAGGAAGUGAAAGAGGAAGAGGAGGAUGGCGAGGGAGAGCCUGGGGGCGUGGCGUCUGUGGGAUCCUACGGGACCUCUCCGGAGGGCAUUGGCAGCUAUCUCAACUCCCACAAGCCUCUAGGGCCUGGCGACUUUGACCCUUACGUUGACGUUUACGCCAUCAAGAGUGCCGAAAACAGCCCACAGAAGGAGGUUUAUUUCAUGGGACUGAUAGACAUCCUCACACAGUACGACGCCAAGAAGAAGGCUGCCCAUGCGGCUAAGACAGUCAAGCAUGGGGCUGGUGCAGAGAUCUCCACGGUGCACCCCGACCAAUAUGCCAAGCGCUUUCUGGACUUUGUCACCAAUGUGUUUGCUUAAUUGGUCGUGCAGUGGCUGCCACCAAAGAUCAGAGGCUUUUCAGCCCCCUCCCUGUAGUUCUCCUCUGCCACCCUGA